Messenger RNA from Cladophialophora yegresii CBS 114405, 3216 nucleotides. RefSeq lists its product as uncharacterized. The coding region runs from base 1 to 3216 and encodes 1071 amino acids. Gene Ontology annotation, molecular function: protein binding. Lineage: Eukaryota; Fungi; Ascomycota; Eurotiomycetes; Chaetothyriales; Herpotrichiellaceae. The transcript has a single exon. Gene Ontology annotation, cellular component: cytoplasm. Gene Ontology annotation, biological process: positive regulation of TORC1 signaling. The record is from RefSeq and is a predicted model, not a curated record.
AUGGAAGCUGCCAUUCGCUUCUCCCAGAACUCCUUGCCUGGGAGCGGCCAGCGCUUCUUGUAUGUGGAUGUCGUGGGCAAAUCUUUCCGCUUGUGCAAUGUUACGGGCCAUGCGAAGGACAUCUUGCAGUAUGACACUAUCCAUACCACGACCAAGGUACCGGCAUUUCGAGCAUUCGAUUGGCACCCAUCCAAUGAAGACCUGGUUGUAGUGGGACAAGCUGGCGGAGAGGCCACUCUUCUCAACAUUGCUGAAGGCCAUCAGGACUCUCUGUCAUUCCAGGUCAGAAGCCAGCGCUCCUGCAAUGCCGUCGCCCUCAACACCCAGAACCUGCUGGCCGCGGGACUCGAUAAAGUCCGCACUGACUUUUGUCUGAACAUAUGGGACUUCAACCAGCGCAUGCCUGCACCAGGGUCGAAGGGCUUCUCCAAGAACUAUUCCGAUCCCUUGCACAAGCUAGCAAGUGGAGAACCCAUCACAAGCCUCAAGUUCUUCCAGGAUGACCCUUCUCUCCUAGUUGCCGGAGUCAAAGGUCAGUUUGUUAGGCUAUACGACCUGAGGGAGCCCUCAGUCAGCAAUGGGCUUCAGUUCGCCACAAGAUGCGUCCACAACUUGGCCAUCGACUGGCUCGACGAGAAUUACUUUGCUUCCUGCUAUCCCACUAGCGACCCUUCCGUUUGCGUCUGGGACCGAAGAAUGAUCAGCCGAGUCAACACUCCUCACAUGGGCUUCCAGCAUAACGAGAACCGUCCGCCAGAGUUGUCACUUGAGCUGAAGAGUGCUAUCACGAGCCCGGGUACCAUCUGGAGUCUGCGGUUUUCAAAAGCUCAGCGCGGUUGCCUGGGCGUCCUUUCCAGUACCGGAAAUCUGAGGGUGUACAACCUGGGCAAGGACUUCUCAGAAACCUCCCGGGUCGAGCAAAAUGAAGGCCAUGGAAUGUCUUGGGAAACAAGCCAGCCACAAGAGAUCUACCUCGAUCGCACGCAAGAUAUUGCAAAACAAUUUUCAGAUCCGUCCGCCCUUAUGGAGGAGAAAUCACGAAUUGUCUCCUUUGACUUUCUGACAAGCACCACGAAAUCCAGGCGGCCCAGAAUUCUAGCCUUGGACGGGCACGGCCGUGUUAAGCUCAUGUCACCAAGCCCAGUACCAACCCCUACCACGCUUGCUCCUCCCGGAUUUUUGUGCAAAGGCACCUCUUCGAUCGAAACAUUGUCCAUAGAACCUACCGACACAGGUUCCACAAUCGAUCAAGUACGUCGACGAGCACAGCCCCGAAACACCCUAAGGCAGACGUUCAGACAGUCGCGACAGACCAAGACAGCUGCUGGUGGUAAAAGAAUGUCAAGCCUGGACGACCAGGCAUGGCAUGCAGAUCUCGGCUUUUACGAGACAGAUGUGCCUUUCUCAGACCUUCUGAUUCUCCUCUCUGCCCAAAGGCUGCGCUGUGAAGCUGGCUAUCUGCUGAACCCGGUCCAGAACAAAGCGAUCGUCUCGGACUCUCAUUGGCUGCAGUCGUUCUGGGCCUGGGUCGAACGUGCUGCCAGGGUCUCUAAGAAUGGCAACAUGGCCCAAGAUAACCUGGAUUUAUCCUUUAUCGGCGUCUAUAGUGUUUGGAUGGAAGUCAUCGACCUGAAGAACCGGACUUUGGGUCCAAGUUCCAACAAACCGGGCCGGAUCAUUGAAAACCUCGUUCGCCGCCUGAGCGUACCUAGGAUCAAUAGCGUUGACACGGAAUAUGCUGCUAACAGGCAGCUUUGCCUUCACACCGCCGGCCUAGCCUGGUCGCCGGAGGAACUCGAAGUCACGGUCAAACGGUUGGUGGCCAAAAAUCAACACACAAAGGCCGCGGCAUUGGCUCUAUUUGCAAUGGAUCGCAAGCUGGUCUACGAGGCUCUCCGCAACAAGACAGCCAAUCAGUCUCACAAAAUGCUAGCAAUGGCUAUUGCGGGAGCCUUCAGAAGAGCGAGGGCGAGUGAUUCAGAGACUGUGACUAGGGAUGAAUCUGACGAGGACGACUGGGCAGCCACAAUCGCAUCCUUGGCCGACGACUUGACCGAUCCUUAUGCCCGAGCAAUUCUAGCCUAUGUCAAGACCGGGGAUUGGUCGAAUGUCGUUGCAGAAGAGUCACUUCCUCUCAAGUAUAGGGUAUGCGUAGUUUUGCGACACUACGACGACUCGAAGUUGACACAUUAUAUUGCUCAAGCCACCAAAGAUGCAGUCGCCGCAGGGGACAUUGAGGGCGUUAUCCUCACGGGUACCGCGACACAGGCUGCUUUUGAUCUAAUGAGCAACUACGUUCAGCGCUUUGGCGACUUACAAACGGCCGUGCUAGCGCUUUGUCCAGCUGUGCCACGCUAUCUCAAUGACGAGAGAGUGAUUCGUAAGUUCACAGCAUGGAAGGACGCGUAUAAGCAUAUGAUGAACAGCUGGGACCUCAAGUUCCACCGUGUUCGGUUCGAUAUUGCCUGCCAGAAUGCGGCCAAAGAUGAAUCAGGACGACCGCUCAUAGCUCCAGCGAAACAGCAGGUCCGCCUGGUGUGUCAGUACUGCUCGCAGAGCCUCGCACAUAAGGCUGGAACCAGUGAUGAGACAUCUUCGGGAUCCAAGACAGUCGAUACACCGAGACAUCCGCUCAGUAAGGAGAAGGCUGCAGCUAUUGGCACUGUCUGCCCUAAAUGCGAGCGCCACCUGCCGCGUUGUGGUGUCUGUGACAUGUGGCUUGGAGUUCCGGAUGAGUCCUACCUACCUUGGUACAGGACCAUUCAUGCUUCAAAACAUGAAUUGGGCAAGGCCAGCCUCGACCUCAGCGCGAGCGUUUCAGGCAGCAUUCAAACCACACUCGGACCCGAUACUUCGGCAGGGGGAGGAUUGAAGGGCACUUUAUCGCCUCGACCAAAAACCUCCUCGCAGAGGCAAUCGAAAUCGUCAGCAACUGAUUCUUCGGCCAGGACAGCAGUCCCCAUCGGUAGUUUUACGGACCUGGGCCCUGAUUCCGUCCCAGACAUCGUUCUACGCCAGUCAGUGAUCCCAACUGCAGAGACUGACCUGGAAGCGCAGAAGGCGGUAGCAGCUCGGAAGUGGGACAUUGCCAUGUCUCGCUUCACAGUGCUGUGCGUCAAAUGUUCCCAUGGUUGUCAUGCUGCUCAUGCGCGAAUGUGGUUCGAAAAACACCAUAUCUGUCCUGUCCCUGAGUGCAGGUGUCUGUGCAACGAAUGA